This is a messenger RNA of Cydia amplana, 1299 nucleotides long. It is a transcript of the gene Cdk4, whose product is annotated as cyclin-dependent kinase 6. Gene Ontology annotation, cellular component: cyclin-dependent protein kinase holoenzyme complex; nucleus; cytoplasm. Gene Ontology annotation, molecular function: cyclin-dependent protein serine/threonine kinase activity; cyclin binding; ATP binding. Lineage: Eukaryota; Metazoa; Arthropoda; Insecta; Lepidoptera; Tortricidae. The record is from RefSeq and is a predicted model, not a curated record. The transcript has 7 exons. Gene Ontology annotation, biological process: regulation of gene expression; G1/S transition of mitotic cell cycle; regulation of G2/M transition of mitotic cell cycle. The coding region runs from base 319 to 1299 and encodes 326 amino acids.
AAAAAAACGACCAGAGUAAAAAGUCGUCACUUGCAUUUACAAAUAAGUUGUAUUUCGCCUUCUGAAUAUAGUUGGAUUAUACGACAGGUGUUCUUUGAUUACAGUUACACCCCCCGUUCCCCUCACUCCUCAAAGCUUGCACUUGUAAAGUUCACACUGAAAUAAAACAAACUUUUAAACAAGUUUAAGGACAAAAUAAAGAACUUUGUUUGUGUAAAUGCCUUUGUAAAUCCUUAAAACAGUCAUGAAGAGUGUGUAUUUGUGAUCUGUGAUAUAGUUAAGUGUUUUGUGAGUUAAAAUUAGUUCUAAACAAUAAAAAUGUCGGACUCUUCUUCAGCUAGUGGUAGUUCAAAAUCAGCUCCUCUCGUCUCAAUAAGUGAAGUCAGUGGAUUGUUCGAAUCUGCGAAGAAAUAUGAAGAGCUCAACGUCAUUGGCACGGGUGCCUAUGGAACCGUCUACAAAGCGAGAGACCUUCUCAAAGGCGGGCAGAUAGUUGCCAUGAAGAAAGUGAAGGUGGCGCUGACCGAGGAUGGGAUCCCGCUGUCCACGCUGCGGGAGAUAGCACUGCUGCAGCAGCUAGGGGCUUAUAAACACCCCAACAUAGUCAGGUUGCUGGACGUAUGUCACGGCGGUCACUCCAUGGAACGGGAGCAGCUGGUGCUGUUCCUCGUCUUCGAGCAUGUGGAACAAGACCUGGACUCGUAUCUUAAGCGGGCUCCGGGACCGUUGUCAGAAAAUAGGAUCCGGAGCAUGUCCUACGACAUCCUCUCCGGCGUGGACUUUCUCCACUCCCACCGCAUCGUCCACCGAGACCUGAAGCCACACAACCUGCUGGUGACGUCUGAAGGCCGCGUCAAACUUGCAGACUUCGGCCUCGCCAAGACUUACGAUACUGAUAUGAAGCUCACCAGUGUGGUGGUAACCCUGUGGUACCGGCCUCCCGAGGUCCUGCUCGGGGUGUCGUACAACACCGGCGUGGACGUGUGGUCUGCGGGCUGCGUACUCGCCCAGCUGCACUCCCGGGCCCCUCUGCUGCCUGGGGCGUCUGACUCUGAUCAGCUGCACUGCAUAUUCAGAUUGAUUGGGCGACCACCCAGAGAAGAGUGGCCGGAGAACGUGUCCAUCGUAGCGGACAGCUUCCCGGAGUACCCUCCACAGGACCUGGCUGAUGUACUGCCCAGGAUACACCCCCACGCCCUGGACCUUAUACGGCGCAUGCUGGUGUUCGACCCGGCCAAGCGUCUGACGGCGCUCGACUGCCUGGAGCACCCUUACUUCACCGACGAGCCCCUCACGUAA